AUGAAGAAUGAGCUUAAUGUGUUUCUUCAAUCAGGUCUUGAAAAAGCUUCCAUUCUUGAUUUAGGGCGGGACGGAUAUCUACAGUUCCGAUACGUUGCUUGUGUCGGUAGCGGAAAUCGUCACUACCGAGUCGGAGAGCAAUGGGUGGACGAAGAGAACACCUACUACUAUGAAUGCGAGAAAGACGGACCGUAUCUGAAGGGCAAAUUAAAGGGCUGUAUAUCACAUGACAAGCAACGAAAAGUCGCUAUCGGACAGCAAGAUGACUAUGGAGAAUACACGUACGAAUGUCGCGAAAACUAUAACGGAACAAUUCAGAUGUGUAGUGUCGGUUGCAUUCAUAAUGGGAAACAUUACAAAGUCGGAGAACAAUGGCCGGAUAGAGAAUUCCUGUUCUACUGUAGAAUGAGUGGUGGACGAAGUCAAAAGGUGUGUAUCGGUUGCCUAUAUCGUCAGAAGCGGCUGUAUGACGGUGAUCGCUACCAUGAAGAUGCUUCUGUGUUUCAGUGCGAGAUACGUCAGGAUUCCUACGGACAUAAACCUGUGGCAUGUCUUUCCAAAGAACUCGACGGAUCCACGGUUGAGAGAGUUAUCGGCUGUCGAUGGUACCUACAGGAUUCGAAGUCAAAAAUAGAGCAAACAUGUGAGCUGAAUGGAUCGAAGACGCACGUUCGAACAAUCGGAUGCAUAUAUAGGCAUAACGGAUAUGACACAAUUUUCUUGUCACCUGGUCGAUACACUAUAUGGAAUCUGCCUUACCAUCAGAAGACAUCAAUCGGACUAGCAUGUUUGGAAACUCCCGAUGGAGCAAAACUCGAUGUUUUCGACGUCUCCCAAAUGUCGUACUACACUAAAGGGCUGGUUUACGAUCAACCUCGAGGAAAAUAG
This is a messenger RNA of Angiostrongylus costaricensis, 888 nucleotides long. The record is from the annotation of a GenBank genome assembly. NCBI's taxonomy places the organism in Eukaryota, Metazoa, Nematoda, Chromadorea, Rhabditida, Metastrongylidae.